UUGAUUUCCACCAAGCAGCCAAUUUCCAUUCAAUGAAAGAUUCUUUUUUUACAGAAGCUACAACGGCUCUUCGUGACCAAUUAGUCAAAGAACCCCGGACUAAUCACAAUUUACCGUUGGAGAUGACACGUGGCUCUCAUCCCUCCAUCUGUACCCAUCGCUCAGCUUUGGAUUCCACUUCUUCUUCUUCUUCUUCUUCCACUCCCUUUUCUCUCCUCCUUAUUUACCUUUCCGACCAAGCAGCAAAAAAAAAUUUAAAAAAAAAAAUUAGAAAAGUUCCACUCCAGCUCUCCACUUCACCAACCUUGACGCUCUAAGUAUUCUCCUCUCAUCCAUUGGCUUAUCUUCAACGGCUAGAAUAUUUCCUUCCUUGGGGCCCUGUCUCUCCUCUCCUCCUCGCUUAAUUACUACUUGGAAUCUUCUAAAUUGUAAUGGAUAGUCUGAUUACCUAGCAAUGCCGCCGGGGAAGGAUGAAAGACGGCGCUUGCUUCGGUGCUUCAUUACCAUUCUUGAUCUCUUCUUUACGAUCCUGGUUUGGACACACCGGACGGAGGCGGUCAGGUUUGACUUCUCCACUCUGACUCUGGGAAGCCUCAAGCUCCUCGGCGACGCGCACCUCAAGAACGGCAGCAUACGGCUAUCGCGAGAUCUCCCCGUCCCGAAUUCCGGCGCCGGACGGGCGCUUUUCGCGGAUCCCGUGCGCUUCCGCCACCAGACGACCGGUGCCGUGCUCCCUUUCUCCACCUACUUCUCCUUCUCCGUCGUCAACCUGAAUCCCUCUUCUAUCGGCGGUGGCCUCGCCUUUCUUGUCACCGCCGACGACCGCGCUCUCGGCGAACCUGGCGGGUUUCUCGGUCUCAUUAGCCCUUCCGCUGCUGGUCCCGCCGUCGUCGCCGUGGAAUUCGACACGCUAAUGGAUAUGGAGUUCGAGGACAUCAACGAUAACCAUGUCGGAGUGGAUCUCGAAAGCAUGGUGUCCGCUCAGGUUGCCGAUCUCGAUUCCGCCGUCAUUAAUCUGAAGAGCGGCAAGCUCAUAAAUGCAUGGAUUGAAUACGAUUAUCCAGGGGUUCUCCAAGUAUUCGUUUCAUACUCCACCGUUAAACCGUUGAAUCCAGUUCUGGACUUUCCCGUCAACCUCGCGCAGUUUGUCGAUGAGUUUAUGUUCGUGGGAUUCUCCGGCUCGACCCAGGGGAGCACAGAGAUCCACAGCAUUGAAUGGUGGAGCUUCUCCUCCCCUCCUUCCUCUCCACCCACGGCUUCCACUGCUUCGCCGCCGCGACAGUCCUCCCCUGUUUUUACCAAAAAUUUGGGCCCGCCUCCUCCAGCCGCCGUGGCUCCGGCCGUUCCUAUUUCUGUAGCCGAGGGCCCGAGCAAGAGCAACGGAAGCAUUAAACCCCCAUCCUCUUCGUCCUGCCGCAACAACAGCCUAUGCCGCCAGGGUCCCGCCGCCGUGGUCGGCGUCGCUACCGCCGGCGCUUUCUUCAUCGCCGCCUGUGCCGCGCUAGGCUUCUGGGCCUUCACCCGAAGAACCAAAUCAGUCAAAAAAUGGGACGCCUUGGUUGCGGCGGCGGAGAUAGUAAAAUCCCCCCGUGAAUUCAGCUAUCGCGAGCUCGUCACCGCUACCCGCGGCUUCAACUCCUGCCGAAUCAUUGGCCACGGUGCGUUCGGCACGGUCUACAAGGGCAUCAUUCCAGAAACAGGCGCAAUGGUGGCCGUAAAGCGUUGCAUCAACGGCGGCAGUGGAGGCGGCGACCAUUGCGCCUCACAGGGGAGGUCGGAGUUCUUAUCAGAACUAUCGAUCAUCGCAAGCCUAAGACACCGGAACCUCGUCCGGCUCCAGGGAUGGUGCCAGCAAAAAGGAGAGAUUUUGCUAGUAUACGACUACAUGCGACACGGUAGCCUCGACAAAGCGCUGUUCGAUCCCUCCAUGCCGGCGCUCUCUUGGAGGCACCGGCGGAAGAUCCUCGCGGGCGUGGCCUCCGCCUUAGCAUACCUCCACCACGAAUGCGAGCGGCAGGUGAUCCACCGAGACGUGAAGUCGAGCAAUGUGAUGCUCGACGAGGACUUCCACCCCCGGCUCGGCGACUUCGGCCUCGCUCGGCAGGUAGACCACGACCGCUCUCCCGAUGCCACCGUUACCGCCGGCACAAUGGGCUACCUUGCUCCGGAAUACCUCCUCACCGGUCGCGCCUCUGAUAAAACCGAUGUCUACAGCUUCGGCGCCCUCGUUCUCGAGGUCGCCUCCGGCCGUCGCCCCAUCGACGACCGUCGGCGGGGCAGCCUGGUCGAAUGGGUUUGGGGGCUUCACGGAGAGGGGAGAUUGCUGGAAGCGGUUGAUCCGCGAAUGGAGGGAGAGUUCGAGGAGAGGGAGAUGAGAAGGGCUUUGCUCGUGGGAUUAGGGUGUUCAAGUCCUGAUCCGGCGAGGCGUCCUGGAAUGCGAAGUGUGGUGCAGAUGCUCGGCGAUGAGGCGGAACCGCCGCAUGUGCCAGCGGCAAAGCCGUCGAUGAGUUUGAGCUCUAACCACCAACUACUACUCAGCCUCCAAGAUAGCGUCUCCGACUACAACGCCAUCAAUGGCCUCAACUUCUCUUCGACAUCUUCUUCAUCGUCUCUCACAAGCAUUCUUAGAGGCGGUGGUGGAGCUGGAGGAGGUCCUGCUGACGCCUCCUCCGCCGGGGGGUGAGUCUUACCGGUCGGUGAUUCAUUCUCACGUUCUCCUUUGGUAUUCGUCGUAUAAGAGUAUAUUAAUUAAGUUAUUAACAUGGCUUCAAAAAUUAUUUAUAAUAAAGCAGUAAUAUUAUUAUUUAUUA
Molecule: messenger RNA, 2810 nt
Organism: Dendrobium catenatum
Lineage: Eukaryota; Viridiplantae; Streptophyta; Magnoliopsida; Asparagales; Orchidaceae
Product: L-type lectin-domain containing receptor kinase VIII.1
Exons: 1
Coding region: 455-2683 (742 amino acids)
Biological process (GO): protein phosphorylation
Cellular component (GO): plasma membrane
Molecular function (GO): protein kinase activity; ATP binding; carbohydrate binding
Source: RefSeq, a predicted model, not a curated record